Messenger RNA from Lates calcarifer (barramundi perch), 2637 nucleotides. Its product is annotated as myeloid-associated differentiation marker. The record is from RefSeq and is a predicted model, not a curated record. The transcript has 2 exons. Gene Ontology annotation, cellular component: membrane. Lineage: Eukaryota; Metazoa; Chordata; Actinopteri; Centropomidae. The coding region runs from base 1169 to 2056 and encodes 295 amino acids.
CUGAGUGACACGAGGGAAUUGAUGUAUCCACUGUCUAUUUAUAACACAGAGCAGGUGUGCUGUUACACAGAGGCAAAGUGAUUGGCUGAGAUCCUCAGAGGACUCUUUGUGCUUGUGUAAAUACAUACAAACACACACAGGUAACAUCUUGCGUCUGCCCUGUGAAAAUAGGCAUGCACAAAAAAUACAUACAUACACACAGAUACACAUAGGUUUUUUCGUUCAUUGGAAACCUUUGGUACAGUGUAGGUGCAUACAUGCACGCCCAUAUGUAAAAUGCAUUCACAUGCAAGCAUACAUUCAGACAAUAAAAGAUAAAUUGACUGCCACUGGCACCCACACAGCUAAAACACUAAUUUCCACUCAAGUGUUGAGAGGGGAAACAAGAUGCUCUUCGCAAUAUUAGAUUUUAGUCCCCAGGGGGUAGAGCAGAUCCACACCCUCAAACAGAUCCACUGAGCAGCACUUCACUAAUAUGAUCUACAGCACUCAACAAAUCAACAGAUCUUGUCCUAAUAUAAAUGCAUCACAUACAGCUUUAAACACCAUGUACAAAGCUAUUGAGAGAACUACCUGUGACCACAUUUUAUGCCUUCAACAGUGAGGUCAAAUCACUCAAGAAGAGACAGGCAGGUGGUGGCAAAGUGAUGCUUGUAGAGUGAGAAGAACCUUUACCCUCUGUGCUUUAUUACCUCAGAAAAAAGGAACAACAUUUCAUGAGAAUCGAGGGUGGGAGGAAGAUAGCUUUGUUUGCAUUUGCUUUUUAAUGUGGUCAUUUGCACCUACCUUCAGUGAGACUGAAAGCACUGCUGCAACCUCAAAAAGGAAGUAGGCGAGGCCUGUUUUGACAGCAGCACUGCUCCAAUAUAUAUAUAUUGAAGAGUUACUAUUUUGAAGUUUUACUUUGUAUGUAAAAAAGGAUGAAGCACUGGUGAACUGAGACAGAGAUCUGUCUGAUUGGAUGUUUCCAUGGACUUUACUGGACUAUUCUGCAGACCUCAACAUUAGGUGGAUAUUUUGGGGUUGGUACUGGAUGACUGACAAGCUUUUGAACCACAAGAUUUUUUAAAAUAUAAACAGAGAGAAACUGAGAUUGAGGUAUUAUUUGACACACCUAAGGAUAUCUUGCCUCUUGGAUACUGGAUCAAUCAGAUUCAACUCUGUGACAAUGCCUGUGAUUGUAUUGGAGGCCAAAGACUUCACCAGUCCCCUUUUUUUGGUGCGGACAUGCGAAGUCUUAUCCAGCUGUACCACCUUCAGUCUUGUGGCCUCACUGGAAUCUUCAGAGUUCAACACAAGUCAAUCUCACACAUUCAGGAUCUUCUGCAUGUUUACCUGGUGCUUCUUCUUCACCAUUACUCUUCUUAUCCACAUUCUCAGCAUCAUCCAGUUUCACAGCCUCAUCCCAAUAUCCUGGAAGAACCUGACGAUGACGGUGGCAGCGUUAGGUGCUCUGAUGUGUCUCAGUGCCUCUGUAGUCUUCCCUUGGAUCGUCAUUGAUCAUCAAAGGGUUUCGCCGCGCUUUGUGGCAGCUGCUGUUGUCUCCUGUCUCACUGUCCUGGCCUAUACCUCUGAGUCCUACCUUCUUCGCACCCAAGCCCAUGAACAAAGAGGCUACAUGGGCAGCAUACCUGGUCUCCUCAAGAUACUCCAACUGUGGGGAGGCUGUCAGAUGAUACCCCUGAUUGUGGAGGAGGCCCCAGGACUACAUAAUGAAUACAGUUGGCAGCUAUGGAUUUCCUGCACAUCAUACAGUGUCUGUGUCCUUAUGUGUCUCGUCACACUGGUGGUAAUAUUAGGUGACUUUGCUGGACGAUGCCUCCUACCUUUUGAUAGAUUUUUGGCUGGCUUCAGUCUGGUUGGGGUGUUGCUCUACAUGGUGGCCACAGUAAUUUGUUUUACCAAGAUUCUGCAGCUGAGAAACAACGGACCAAACACCAAACAAAAUACAGAGCUGGUUAUCAUGGAAACAGUUGUUGCAAGUAUUACAUUGUUAGCUUAUACAGUGGACCUUGCCUUCUCCAUCAAACUGUUGUGUGACAGGAGUCAUGCGUGAAAUAACAUAUCACAUUAAAUGCACUGCAUGUGAAGUUCAUUAUAUAUAGUUUUGAAAAUUUUAGGAGAAAAUCAUGUCUUUGGCAAGUAUGUAAAGUCAAACUGAAUGGAUGUUUUUACUGCUAAUUGUCGCUGUGUAAUCUCACUCUCUCAAGACAUAUGGAUGGCUAAUGUGUAAGAGUUAUACAACUUGUUGACAUAUUAAACUUAUAGCAAAAAAAUAUAUAACUGAUCGCCAUGAUCACUCUGUACUGCGGUUUUACUGACAUGUCAAAGAGCUGUAUGACAUUUAUAGACCAGUUUAGUAUGACACACAUACUGUUCAACCACUAAACUUGAGUUAUGUGACAGGUGCACUGACUCAUAAACACACAGUGUCCAUUAUGGACAUAAUAACAUGGGGUAUGAACUGUAUGGUAGCUGAACAGCAGUCAUCACUGAUAAAGAUUGAAUUCCAAACUGUUGACUGUAAGCAUAUAAUUUAGAAGAUAAGGUCGAAAAUGAAGAAAAGUGACAUCAAAAGGUGCAGACUAAUAAAUAACUAAUAAUACUUUGAAUUAAAACAUCAUUAUUGAAAUAUCA